Grammomys surdaster is the source of this 1125-nucleotide messenger RNA. It is a transcript of the gene Rpp40, whose product is annotated as ribonuclease P/MRP subunit p40. The transcript is spliced from 8 exons. Bases 13 to 1104 code for a protein of 363 amino acids. Gene Ontology annotation, molecular function: ribonuclease MRP activity; ribonuclease P activity. The record is from RefSeq and is a predicted model, not a curated record. Lineage: Eukaryota; Metazoa; Chordata; Mammalia; Rodentia; Muridae. Gene Ontology annotation, biological process: tRNA 5'-leader removal; endonucleolytic cleavage in ITS1 to separate SSU-rRNA from 5.8S rRNA and LSU-rRNA from tricistronic rRNA transcript (SSU-rRNA, 5.8S rRNA, LSU-rRNA); tRNA 3'-end processing. Gene Ontology annotation, cellular component: multimeric ribonuclease P complex; ribonuclease MRP complex.
CUCCUGCUCAACAUGGCCACGCUGCGCAGGCUGCAAGAGGCGCCACGGCAUUUACUGGUCUGUGAGAAAUCCAACUUCGGCCACGAUAAGUCUCGCCAUAAGCAUCUCGUGGAGACGCACUAUCAUAAUUACAGGGUUUCAUUUCUUAUUCCUGAAUGUGGGCUGCUAUCAAAAGAGCUAAAAGGCCUGGUCAUGGACAUUGGACCCUAUUACUCUGUGAAGAACUUACCUCUUCAUGAAUUAAUUACAUAUGAAUUCAUCAACACCUUUGUAAAGAAAGGUUCAUUCUCUGCAUUAACUUACAAUACAAGGAUUGACGAGGAUAAUACUGUUGCUCUCCUACCAAAUGGGAAACUAAUUUUAUCACUGGAUAAGGAUACUUAUGAAGAAACUGGACUUCAAGGUCAUCCAUCUCGGUAUUCUGGCAGAAAAAGUAUGAAGUUUAUCAUCUCCAUUGAUCUAAUGGAUUUAUCCCUUGACCUGGAUUCUAAGAAGUAUAGAAGAAUAUCUUGGUCCUUCAAGGAAAAGAAGCCUUUGCAGUUUGAUUUUCUUUUGGCUUGGCAUCCUACAGGUACACAAGAAUCAACAAUGAUGUCGUACUUUUCCAAAUACCAAAUUCAGGAGCAUCAGCCAAAAGUGUCAUUGAGCACAGUGAGAGAGCUUCAGUGCCCAGUGCUGCAGAGCAGCAGGCUUGCAGGAGAGCCAGAGGAGGCCUGCAGUGUCCAGGAGUUCUUGGACUGGCUUGGUGCUGCCUUCUGCAAUGCGGACCUAAAUAACGAGUCUUAUAAUUUCAUAUCAACCUACCACUGCCCCCAGCCAAGCACAGUGGUAGCCCAAGCCUGUCUGUGUACAGUGACAGGCUUCAUAUUGCCAGAGAAGAUACUUGUCCUUCUGGAACAGCUGUGUCACUACUUUGAUGAACCAAAGUUGGCUCCGUGGGUUUCCUUGAUAGUUCAAGGCUUUGCAGACAGUCCUGUUGCAUGGAGAGAGAAGGAACAUGGCUUCCAUAAAGGAGGAGAACACUUGUACAAUUUUGUGGUUUUCAAUAAUCGGGACUAUUGGCUUCAGAUGGCUGUCGGGACAAAUGAUGACUGUCCACCAUAAAAAAUGCAAAGUUUAAAGCCA